AUGGACACGUUCAAACGCGACGAUAACGCGUUGAACGAUUCAUGUGAUCUCACGUUCAGUUCUCUAAUAGAGGAUAAAAGUGAAGUUUCUGUUACUUGUAAGAAUGCCUCUUCUGCAUCUGGAAACAAGAUCGUCAGGGAUCAUCCGGCGAUGCUCGAGGUACCAGACGCCAUCACAGCUGAUCUCGUCGCGAGCACGCAAUCUGAAUUAGAGAAAUGCGAAAAUUUAUGCGGAAGUGAGAAAAUAGAAGCAACAAACGGCGCCAAUGAAGACGAUGCUCCAGCAGUUUCCUUAAAUUACGAUCGCCCGUUCGAUUUCAAUCGUGAAAAUCCAUCUUAUUGCAAUUCUAGUAUGACAAGCGAUUGCAACGUCGUUCUCGUGGACGACGAUCUCGAAUGCAACGACGCGACAAUCCAGGGAGAAGAUUCCGAAGAUAGCGAGAAGACAAUUAAAGAGGAUUUUUUAUUAGAUGAUCGAUACGCAAAUUGUUUGUCAAAAGAUCUCGGCAAUGUCGAUUCGAUGUACGAAAAAAUAUGUCAAGUUAAACAUAGCGGAGAGAAAUUUGUCGAUUCAGGAAUUCCUUUAAUUAGUACAAAUGUAGAUGAUAAUAACGAUGAAAUUGUACGACAAAUUAUUGACGAUUACAUUGAUUCGCGGAUCAUGGCUGAGGAAAGCGUUCUUCUUCCAAGCGAGAAUGUUGAGGAAGAGAUUAAAGAUAAAGAAACGAGACUUGAACGGAAUAAAUCGUGUAUAAACGACGUUGAAAAUUCUUUUCGAGAAAAAAUAGAUGUAGAGAACACAGCUGUUUCAAGUAUAAAGUCCAACAAUUAUUAUAUAGAUAAUAACGGGAGUUAUCUUAAAGAUGCCGUCGAUCUUUUGAAAUGUACGGAAGAGAACACGAUGUUGAGGAUUGAGGAAGACAGUGUGGAAAAGACAAUUACAGGAAUAAGAGAAAUGGAUAAGAUAAUCAAGGAUCUUUUAUAUACAAACGACGAGGAACAGAACGAUUCGGCGGAGGAACGAAUGGUAGAGAGUUUAUCCGCGGAGUUGGAAAGCGAUGACCACGAUGACGUGAUGCGAAAGAUAAUCGAAAGCUGUUCCAAUGUUUCCGUCAAUUUUCAGCAUCAUUCGCCGAUACGCGACAAUUCGACUCCCGAUUUCGAAGAAUCGAGUAGCGAAUACAUGAUUAAGAACUUUCGAGGGAACAAACUUUUCUCGCAUUAUCGCGAUGUUACUGAUACUGUCAUAGCGAAAGAGGAUAUAUUAAAAACUAUCAAGGAGGCGCAGAAGAUAUUAACUGAUAAUCCGUACAAUGACAUGUCGGAGACAAGCGUUAAUGAGAAUUACGAUAGAGAUAAUUCGGAAAGAUUUACAAAAGAAAUAAACAAUGACGAAGAAUAUAAAACAAUAAAUAAGGAAGAAAAUAAUUUUCUUGAGAAUAAAGAUAUAACGAUGAAUUUAGCAAAUGUGGAAAAUGAAUCGAAUGUUAUUGAUAGUAAUCUGCAAAAAUUAGCCGAGAUCACGUGUUCAGAUCGUCCUAGAACGCAUACCGAGAUUCACGAAACCUUGAAGAAGAUAGCGGAAGAGAAAAGAAAAAUUGAAGAUCGAAAGAAAGAAUCGUUGGAAACACUAUCGAGGAAAUUCGAGGAGAUUGACAAGUUUAUCGCUGAUCGUUACGAUAUUUCUUAUACGUCUGAUAAAGAUCCUUGCGAAUUUAAAAUUCCUGAGGAUUUCGCCAACGAUUCCGACAGCCUCGAUGACUUUCAGAUCGAUCAUGGAAACGUCGAGGUUCCUCUAACGAAAGCCGAAAUAACGGAGAAUUUAAAAAUCGAGCAGUUGGAAGAGGAGCUCGCGAAUGAGAUAAAAGAGCACAAGAAACUAAUGGAUGAAUAUCAGAAAACCAUUGCUAUGGAUUUAGAGAAGAUUCAGCAAGCGACUUUAGAGUCUGAAUCUCAGCAAAUUUAUAACGAUGAAGAAAAUGAUAAAGAAACUGCAAAUCAAUCUAAUAAUGACGAAAAUAUAAGCGACGAAUUAAACGAAAAGUCUGGAAUGAUGACUGAUACAACUAUCGAAGUCGAUUCAGAAGCUGAUGACUCCUUUUUAGAAGGUUUAAAGGAACCGGAAAGAACGUACAUCAAGGGAAAGGUAUAUGAUUUCGACGAGAAAAAGCACGGCGUUAGAAUGACGGAGGAAUUUAUUAAGAAGCACUGCAAGGAACAAAGACUCUAUCAGACGCCGUAUUUGAAUGACGUCCUGUACUUGCAUUACAAAGGAUUCUCCUUCAUCGAAAGUCUCGAAAAAUAUACAGGUCUCAAGUGCCUGUGGCUGGAGAACAACGGUAUACGCGAGAUCGCGAAUUUGGAAAAUCAGGGCGAGCUCAAGUGCCUGUUCCUGCAUCACAAUCUUAUCAGCAAGAUCGAGAAUCUCGAUUAUCUGACGAAGCUCGACACCCUGAAUCUCUCGCACAACACGUUACGGAGAAUCGAGAAUCUCGACGGUCUCAAGUUCCUGAACAACCUGAACCUGUCGCACAAUUAUCUGCGAGAAACCGCUGACAUCGAGCAUCUCCGUCUGCUGCACGCGCUCUCGAUCUUGGAUAUCUCUCACAACAGGAUCGACACCUGCGACGUCGUUGACGUAAGUCGAUAAUUACCCGUGUCGCACGCGAGAUGCAUAA
Cataglyphis hispanica is the source of this 2677-nucleotide messenger RNA. It is a transcript of the gene dtr, whose product is annotated as calcium-dependent protein kinase 6. NCBI's taxonomy places the organism in Eukaryota, Metazoa, Arthropoda, Insecta, Hymenoptera, Formicidae. The record is from RefSeq and is a predicted model, not a curated record. Gene Ontology annotation, molecular function: protein binding. The coding region runs from base 1 to 2649 and encodes 882 amino acids. The transcript has 5 exons.